AUAAUAAUGAUCACUACUCAGCACUCCUCUCCAGAAACAGCACCACUAAUGAAAAUGUCAUCUGCUGUAACCUAAAUAUGUCAUUACCAGCAACUUCCAAGACAAGUGUAGCGGCACCGGUUGCGUACACCGCCGGCAAGGCCCACAGCUUCUGCUUCCCAAGAGAUGGUGAGGCACGGGCUCCACUCUGCAGCGCAGGGAGAGAAGAGCAACCACAUAAAUCUGCCUGCCUGGUGCCUGGCAGAUCUGCCUUUUUCUCAGAGACAGACCCCGCACGUCUGGCUCCGUCUGGCUCCGUAGGCGCCUGCCCUGCGCGGGUGGGAGGACGGCCGUGCACGGGCCCAGGAACCAGGAGCGCCCCGAGCCCCAGAGCUUGCUCCGAGCCCCAGCCAGGCACGGCCCCUUGGCGCAGCGGCAUCCUUCCCUGGCGUCCCUUCCCUGGCCAGGUACUGCUGAGCCCAGCUGAGCAGGAUGAUUCAGCGCUCAGUGGAAGGACUGGGUGGAUCUGCAGCGAGGGUGCAGGCACGCCGGAGCACGGGCAGCCCUGCAUCCCCGUCCCUCAGCCCUGUCAGCCCGGCCGUGCCAGGGCUCCUGCGGGCGGCACACGGGCAGGUCCCUGCAGACAGAGCUACGGGCUCCGCUACACGCAAGCGGGUACAGGAACCACGAGGCGACGGGAGCAUCAGCCACGCUGGGGCAUUGAAAGGCUCACACACUGCGCUCACGGCCAAGCUCAGAGCUGCUCACGGCUGAGAGGGGACCUCAGCAAAAUGUACGGUGGGCAUAUACCCUGCACGCAUCGGAUCUAAACAUGCACAUCCCGGUCUUAAAACUUGCUGCGGAACGCAUCAAGUCAUGCAGAAAGAAUCUUUUAAAAGCGCACGUCUCCUAAUUAAGGAGAUACUCACUCUCACACAAGUUGUUUUGAGCAUGUACUACAUAGAAAGGAAAGAAAGGAAAGGAAAAACAUUUUUUUUCCUCAGCCUCUUAAUAUUUUUAAUGUAAUCAAUUAAAUCAGCUUAAACCACACCCAUUUCCGGUUCAGACUGCACCUGGUUUUUAUGACGUUGCAUCACCACUGUACAUAGAAUUUUCCCAGGAAGGAUCAAAUUAGUGUAGUCAGUACCUCUUUCAAUUUGCAGGUGUACAGUCAGUAAUCCUUUCUCAGACAGAAACACAUGCACACACGUGCACACGCACACUUUGAGCUCUUGCUGAAUGGAGGUUUCUGGUGCCAGGCAGGCUGUGAGGCCAACUCAGACAGAGAAACGAUGGUGGUAUCCUCCUCUCCGGGACAUCUACAGCGACAUUCUCCUGAACAAGUGACCACCCAGUUCCUUACCACUUGCUUGAACAGGAACAGGAAAGUCAGCUUCAUGGUAAAUAUUUACAAAGCAAGCAUUCAUGUUUCCAUUUUUAAAUCACUGCUUGCUCAUUAUAUUGCCCAUCCCUUUUAAGGCGAUAGAAUUGUUUUCUUCUACCUCCACUUUGGUAUCACAAGUAGUUCUGUCCAGCUGCCUAUGAACGCAUAAUCUUUCUUCAUGAAUUUGUGAGUGACUUGGGUAUCCAAGAAAGAGGAGCCCACCUGAAUUAAACUGUUUCAGUGGGAGGUAUAAAAAAAAUGUAUAUCCUGUAUGACAAUUCUAGAUGCAAUAUUCUUAGAUGUGAGGCCUUCUUUUUGGGAAAUUCAGCUCAGACCUCCAUUUGUAAGUAUUUAUUUUCUUUACAUAGUAUUUUUUAGCCAAUAGGUAUCAUAGGCAUCCGUUUGACCAGCCACCUUCAUCUGGCAGCCAUCACCACAUCUCAUCCAGCUUGGAUGUUGCAUGAAAAUAAAAGGGUAAUGUGGGGAAAAAAGCAGACUAGUUUAGUUUGUCUGCUAAAUAUAUGCUCUCUUAAAAAGAGAGCAGUGAGAUAAAUUAUGCCUAUCUAGUAGCUAAGGCAGCGUCUACAUCUGUAGCUUCUACAAGCUUUAAUAACCAAGGUACACUCUGUACUUAGGAGAGGAAGAAAUCUUCUGAAAACAAUAAUUUGUGCAUGGAACUAUCACCCACAGCAGGCAUUCAUGAUGGAGAAACCACUGAUCUCUAGUUUUGGACAACCAUGCUGCUUUCCUGGUUUUGCACUUGCAUCUAUUUCCUUUUUUAGCUACUUAGCUGUGUGAUGAAUUGUAAUGGGAGUUGUUCUGGGUAACGCAAGUAAGAGUGGGCUAAAGAAGGCGAGCUGCUACAUAAAUUGUGCUGUUUGUUACAGCUUUUAAGUUGCUUAAACAUCCAUACUGAUGGAAUGUUGGUAACCAUCUGCUACCAACAUUUGUAAAUAAAUAUAAACCAACCUAAAUAUUCCCCGGCUUGUUGCUCUGUUUCAGGCAUGGGUCUCCGGGUUUGGUUUGGGGUUUUUUUGGGGUUGUUUUUUUUUUUUUUUUUUUUGGUGGUUUUUUUGUUUGGUUGGUUUUUUUUAAUCUACAUGUAGUUUAUACACAGACUUAAUUUCUUCAGACUGUUUAGCUGCCUGAGGGCGAUUUCACUACACUGUUCUUUGGUACCCCCUCAAUGCAAAUUACUCGUGACUGAAUAGAGAGGAGGGAUGCCUAAUUCUGAUUAUUAUUAUUUUUUAUUGAUAUUAUUUAUCAGUGGCAAUGCAAGCUGUCAAACUAAUUUCUUCAUGGCAGACUGGGAAGAGAGAUUAAUUAUAACCUUUCUUUACCCAAGUUCCUUUUGCAAAUCUAAGCAAGUGGGACAAGCCUGUUCUACCUACCGAAUGAAGAGAUUUCAUAGCAUUUAGGAGCCCUACCCAAAGCUCAGCUGUGUUUGGCUCUUACAGAAAUAAGAGAUGGAAUUUUGAAAGUUUGAAUCUUUAGUUUUGGCCUGACAUCAGGGUCAACUGUAUUAUACACCACAGCUCUGGAACACUACUCAUUUCAAUGCAUCCUCUCCCAUGCAUAAUUCCUCUCUGACUUGUGAUCACACAGUAUCUCUUUUGUUUCCACAACAGUUGCUUACUCGGAAAAAUAAUAUUAUGAAAAUUGUACUAGAAAUCAGCUAUUGGGUACUUCUUUAAGCAUCUACCACAAUAAAUGUUACUUGUUGACUGUUGCUAUCAUUUUACACCAUAAUGCCCCAGGGAAAUAAAAGCUGCUCGCUCUCAAAUCUGAUUUCCUUUCUGACAGCUUUCUCUCUGCAACAAAUGGUGCCUAAGUUAAGAGUGCUCAAAGAGAAACUCAUGUUUUGGGGAAAGAGUUUAAAGAAUUAUAAAGAAAUGAAAGGACUUCUCGAUAGCCAGAUUCUCCUAUUAGAGUGUUAGUUUCUGACAACUGGUAAAGUUUUACAACACUAUUUUACAACUCCUCCAACACAUCAAGUGCUGUGCACAUUUUAGACAUCUUUUUUUCUUUUGUUGAUGCUCUGCCUUGAGUUAUUAUCUCUUAUUGAAUAUGACUUCUAAAUAGAUUGGUGCGAUGUAAUAUCACAGAAACGUCUCUUGAUUAAUUUUUUUAAAAAAGUUUAAGU
Messenger RNA from Aquila chrysaetos chrysaetos, 3506 nucleotides. RefSeq lists its product as uncharacterized. The transcript has 2 exons. Bases 78 to 809 code for a protein of 243 amino acids. The record is from RefSeq and is a predicted model, not a curated record. NCBI's taxonomy places the organism in Eukaryota, Metazoa, Chordata, Aves, Accipitriformes, Accipitridae.